Messenger RNA from Octodon degus (degu), 662 nucleotides. It is a transcript of the gene Ramp2, whose product is annotated as receptor activity modifying protein 2. Gene Ontology annotation, biological process: angiogenesis; receptor internalization; G protein-coupled receptor signaling pathway. The transcript has 4 exons. Gene Ontology annotation, molecular function: coreceptor activity. Gene Ontology annotation, cellular component: signaling receptor complex; membrane; cell surface. Bases 68 to 544 code for a protein of 158 amino acids. The record is from RefSeq and is a predicted model, not a curated record. Lineage: Eukaryota; Metazoa; Chordata; Mammalia; Rodentia; Octodontidae.
GCCGCCCAGCCGGCGAGGAAGCGCGGUUUCCUGCGCCGCCGGGACAGAGGGGCGCCCGACGCUCGCCAUGGCCGCGCGCCUCCGCCUGCUGCUGGCUCUGCUCGCGCUGGGCACUUCCCUCCUUCCCCGCGAGACCUUGGCCCAGCCUCUUCCCACUACCGACUCCCCGAAGUCAGAAGGCAGGAUGGUGGACAGCUACGAGGCCAGUGCCCAGCUUUGCUGGGCUGAAUAUAAGGAGUGCAUGGACUCUCUGGAGAAGGACUGGUGCAACUGGACGGUGAUCAGCAUGCCCUACAGCUCCCUCCGCGACUGCCUGGAGGUGGAGGCGGAAGCCUUCAGCCUGGGCUUCCCCAACCCCCUGGCCGAGAGGAUCAUCUUCGAGACCCACCAGCUGCACUUUGCCAACUGCUCUCAGGAACAGCCCACCUUCUGCGACCCCCCGGAAGACGUGCUUCUGGCCAUGAUCAUAGCCCCCAUCUGCCUCAUCCCCUUCUUCGUCACCCUCGUGGUGUGGAGAAGCAAGGGCACCGAGGUGAAAGCCUGAGGUGGCCUCUCCUCUCACCGCCAUCCCACCUCUCGCCGCCACUGCAGAGCCUGGCACUGGGGACCUGGUGUGAGUUUUGUAACCUUCAAAAUAAAACUUUGGUUUUUGUACAGCGUCA